AUGAGCUUCGUCUCGGCGACCGCCAGCAACCUGAGCGCCGUCUUCAUCGCCGCCGCCAGGAUCCUCCUCGCCGCCGCCGCGCUGCUCGUCAAUGCCGCCGUCACGGGCUACCAUGUGACGGCGUACGUGCUCUCGAUCGUGCUCGCCAUCGUUGCGUGGCCCCUGCGCGCCGUCUACGGCGUGCUCUUCGUCGUCUUCUCGCCCAUCAUCUACACCGUCGCCUACCUGCUCACGCCCCUGUUCUUCUUCUACAACCUCGUGACUAGUCUUCAACCCCUUUACAUCUACCUCGGCUCAGCCGCCUUCGUCGGCGUCCUCGCAGGCCUGCUCAUCAAGGCCACGUCCACGGCGACGAUCGCCGCCCUGGGCAUCAUCAUCGCGCAAGGCACGCCGUCGUAUACCGACGACGACGAGCGCCGGCGCGCGCGUCCCGGACUGGCCCGCACAGAUUCCAACCUCACGAGCGCCAGCGAGACCACCACCGCCGGCGGCGGCACCGCGCCCUUCUCGGGAGACGGCGGCAGGCCGCUGAGGGCGGACAAGCAGCUCGAGGACUCGGUCAGGGAGGACUGGCUAUGGCUCGAGUCCGUCUCCGCGCUCCAGACCGCCGACCCGACCGGCAAGCGCAAGAAAAAGGCAGCAGGCCUGCUGUCGCAGACGAUCCUCGAAGAAGAGUCAGAAGGAUCCAGGUGA
This is a messenger RNA of Thyridium curvatum, 693 nucleotides long. RefSeq lists its product as uncharacterized. Lineage: Eukaryota; Fungi; Ascomycota; Sordariomycetes; Thyridiales; Thyridiaceae. The record is from RefSeq and is a predicted model, not a curated record. The coding region runs from base 1 to 693 and encodes 230 amino acids. The transcript has 3 exons.